CGCCGCCGCCGCGGGUGCCUGGGGGGUGCCGCCUACCUGGGGGAAAGUGAGGGCCCAGGUGCCUGAGGGUGCCCGGGGGCCACCGCCUUUUCCUCCCCCACCUUGCGGGGACCGUCACGCCCUGGAGCCGGCGCGGCAGCCCAGUUCCUCAAAGCUCCUCGUCACCCGAGCCAGCCGGCCAGCCGGUGAGCGCUGGGAACUGGAUCUUGGAGCUGCCAGCGUGUUUACUCACGACUCCGGGGGGUGGCCUGGCAGCCUGACCCUGCACUGCCUCCGAUUCGGAGCGGGCCCCGCGGAUGCCGCCGGCUGCUGGCUCAGCGAUGUUUAUCUCCUCUCGGGCCGGCUGAGGAGGGCUGCCGGCUUUCCUCUCCAGGCAGCCCAGGGCUCCCGGCAGCGCCCAGCAGGGAGAGGGGAGAGGACCCCCGCGUUUCACCGCUUUCCUGCCUCCCCACCUCCCGGCCCCAUGGAUUACCUGGGAGACAAACUCACGGUGGCCCAAACCCACAUGACCCAGUGGAUGGGGACCGUCCGGCGGUCCUUCCAGGAGGCCCUCAACUUAGUGACCAGCACGGUGGGCCCCGAGCGGGCGAGUGGGGAACCCUCCGGCCGGACCCCCUUCAAGCGCACCUCGUCCUUCCGACACCUCGCUUCCCGCAGCCGGGAAUCCUUACGCCGCUUCUCUGCGCGAAGCCAACAGAGAUUUUCUUCCCUGAGGAAAAGGCAGCCGGACUCGGAGCCACCAGAUCUUGAUCAGCUGAAGCAGUGUUUCUCCAGGCGGACCCCCGAGGCCAAGGACACUGACACCCUCGUGCAGGAAGCCGACAGCCAGUAUGGGACGUGGCUGGACCAGCACCAGAGCGGGGAGAGCUUGGCCCCCGAGUCCCCAUCCCCGGACAGCAGUGCCACGUCAGCUCAGAAGCAGCCCCCCAGCAGCCGCUUGUCCUCCCUGUCCUCCCAAACGGAGACCACCUCUGCUGAGGACCAGCACGACCGCUCCAAGGACCAGCAGAGCACCAGCGUGGACCGAUCCAGCACGGACCUGGAAUCCGCUGACGGGAUGGAGGGGCCGCCCCCCGCGGACGCCUGCCCCGCAGAGAGGGUGGACGAUUUCUCCUUUAUCCGUCAAACCUCAGUCCUCGACUCAAGUGCCCUAAAGACCCGGGUGCAGCUCAGCAAGAGAAGCCGCCGCCGGGCUCCCAUCUCCCACUCCCUCCGGCGCAGCCGAGUCAGCGAGUCGGAGAGCAGGUCUCCUUUGGAGGAGGAGGCCAACAGCACGUGGAUGUUCAAGGACUCCACAGAGGAGAAAUCCCCCAGGAAGGAAGAGUCAGAUGAGGAGGAGAAGACACCCAGAGCUGAGAGGACGCCCACCAGCCGACCCCAGAGGAUGCCCGUGUUUCCAGGCAUGGACCCGGCAGCGCUGAAGGCUCAACUGCACAAGAGGCCAGAGAUGGACAGUCCCAGCGAUACCCCCAGCUGGGCCCCCCAGCCCAAGACCCCCAAGUCCCCCUUCCAGCCUGGGGUGCUGGGCAGUCGUGUGCUGCCUUCCAGCAUGGAGAAGGACGAGAGAUCGGAAGAGCCCUCUCCCCAGUGGCUAAAGGAGCUGAAAUCCAAGAAGAGGCAAAGCUUGUAUGAAAAUCAAGCUUGAGCAGACAGGGGGCACUGCCACGUCUAAUGAACAAGCCUUAACUGUCAGCGCCCGAAGACGAGGCCCCGCUGCUGCUUCCUGCACAAACCUGGGCCCUUCCGGUCGGUCGGUCUGUCGGUCGGGUGCAGAAGGCUGCCCAAUGCCCCCCGCCCCCCGUCACCACAGGCUCUCCCGGACGGAUCGGGCCAGGAAGGCUCACCCUCCACGAGCACGUGCUCCGUCUCCCCAGACAGCACUUCAGGCUGGGAAAGAAGCCAGGCGACCCAGAAAUGUCCACGCUGGUGGUUUUGUUUUGUUUUGUUUAAUGUAAAAAUGUGCAUUUCUACCCGUUUUAAACCCCUGCAGCAGCUCCAGGAGCAUGGAUGUAAGGCUGGACCGUCUCCCCUGGGUUCUGAGUCGUGAAAGCGCCUCUUCCCCCGAACCCCACCCAGGGCUGGUCUUUUUUCGAAAGGACAUUUCCAAGGAAGAUGAAACCAUACAUUUCCUGCUGUAACUGUGGUCCCAGCAGUACCACCGGGUUGGGGGCUUUGAUCGCUCCUUUGGCGAAUUCCUUCUCCCUCUCGAAGAAUCAACAGUUCUGAUCUUUAAACACACCCACCCUCAUUCUUUCAAGUGUAUUUAUCCUCCCAGUGGGGCUGUGUGCAGAGCUUGCCUGUUCCAUUGUACAUCACGUUUUGUUUGCUUUAGAAGGCGAUAAAGCAAUAAUCCAGCCAACUUUCUUUGAAAUUUGAUAUGUAUAUAUGUUUUUAUGUUAAAGAACAGGAGGAGAGGCGUGUGAAUAGUUUGCUUGAAGUAUCCAAUCAUCUCAGGUUAUCUUAUCCCUACCCCAGGCUUUU
This is a messenger RNA of Physeter macrocephalus (sperm whale), 2481 nucleotides long. RefSeq lists its product as uncharacterized. The transcript is spliced from 8 exons. NCBI's taxonomy places the organism in Eukaryota, Metazoa, Chordata, Mammalia, Artiodactyla, Physeteridae. The record is from RefSeq and is a predicted model, not a curated record. The coding region runs from base 464 to 1645 and encodes 393 amino acids.